Messenger RNA from Trifolium pratense (red clover), 2141 nucleotides. RefSeq lists its product as uncharacterized. NCBI's taxonomy places the organism in Eukaryota, Viridiplantae, Streptophyta, Magnoliopsida, Fabales, Fabaceae. The transcript has 2 exons. The coding region runs from base 427 to 1932 and encodes 501 amino acids. The record is from RefSeq and is a predicted model, not a curated record.
AUUCAUUUUAGUUUUUUUUUUUUUGGUUACAAGAGAGAAAGAUUUUCAUUUUAGUUUUAAUCUUAGCUUCCAUGCAUGGAUUUCUCCUCCAAAUAUAAAUAAUCAAGUUGAGAGCCCAAAAAUCAAUUAAAAAAGAGAGAAACAAACGCUACGCUAGCUCGCUCGCUCAUUCAUUCAUUCACUCACUCUUCAUUUUCUCAUAAUCGCUUUCAUCACCAACACACACACAAAGAUAUAGGUUUUUCAAGCUAUGAUGAUUUGAUUCAACUUCUUCUGAUUUUUACUCGAUAAUCUCAUCUGGGUCGUGCUUAUUUUCACCUUUCAACCCUUUUUUCUCAUCUGGGUUGUUUCAGUUUCUUCAAUUUGCUGUUUUUUCUGAUCAAGAUUACUCUUUUAUUGCAAUUCCUGAAUUUUUGUGUAUCAACAAUGGAAGAAGAUCAAGAAGUGAUUAAACACGUUUGCAAAAUCUGCAGAAAGAGCUUUUCUUGUGGUAGAUCAUUAGGUGGUCACAUGAGGUCACAUGAUAAGGAUCAUGAUCAUGAUGAUGAUGGUGAUAAUGAUGAGUUUGUUGUUGAUGCUGCUGCAACAACAAUGAAGAAAGAACAAGGUUGUUCUGAAGGGUAUUAUGGUCUUAGAGAAAAUCCAAAGAAAACUUGGAGAGUACUCAAUGAUUCAACUAUUGAUGAAGAUUCAACUUUUGAUGUUGCUUUGGAUAAACUGUGCAAGGAAUGUGGUAAAGGUUUUCAAUCUAUGAAAGCUUUGUUUGGUCACAUGAAGUGUCAUUCGGAGAAAGAACGGGGUUCGAGUAAUAAGAAGAAGAAUCAUAGUUUUGAAUUUGAUGAUGAACAUGAACAAGAACAAGAAGAAUCUAAUGCAACUGUUCUUCCAAAUAGAAAGAGAAGAUCCAAAAGAAGAUUAAGAACAAGGUACAUCAAUAGUGGUAACAACACUUCUUCUUCUGUUGUGAAUUUUGUUGCAAAUUCUUUAGUUUCAAGUUCUGUUUCCGACGAAGAAAAAGAACAAGAAGUUGCUAUGACUUUGAUUAUGCUUAGUAGAGAUGUUAGACCUUGGUGUGGUAUCAAUUUUAUUGCUGAAUUUUCUGAUAAUAAUAAUGAUGAUAACAACUCUUUGGAAUUAGAAGCUCCAUUAACUCAUUUAGUUUCUAAGAUUGAAGAGAAAAAAAGGGUUAUCUCAAAUGGUUCUGAAAUUGUUAAAGUGACUAAAAAGGCAAAUAAGUUGGAUUUUGGUAAAAGUUUGGAAAUUUUUGCUGAUGAGAGUGAAGGAAAUGAUGGAUUGAAGAUGAAGAAAGCUAAGAAAACUAGAGUUUCUGUUAUUGACAAUGGAAAGGAUGAUGAUAAGAAGGAAAAGAUGGAGAUUGAGGUUGAUUCUGAUUCAGCAUUUGAGGUCAAUAUAAGAUCAAAAUCAGGUACUAGUAAUCCUACAAAGUACACUUCAUUGAAGGAAAAGUUUUUUGAUUCUGAAACCAAGGUUAAACUUAUAUCAGAAGGUGAAUCAAACAAGAGAAAAUGUAAUAAGAGAGGAAAAUUUGAGUGUGCUACUUGCAAUAGAAUUUUUCAAUCUUAUCAAGCUCUUGGAGGUCAUAGAGCUAGUCAUAAGAGAUCAAAAGGGUGUUCUGCUUCAAGAAUUGAUCAAAGUAGUGAAAAUGAAAACAUUGCUGAAUUGGAAGUUGAAGUAGAUGUGAAGAUCAAUGUUAAUGCUGAGGGAAGAAGCUUAGCAAGUGAAAGAGUUGUGCUUGAGGAACAAGUUCCUGAAAUAAGGAACUUCCUUGAUCUUAAUCUUCCUGCUGCUGCAAGUAUUGAUGAAGAAAGAGGCAAUGGCAGCAGCCAUUCUGAGAUUUACAAAUCAUGGUGGUUAGUAGGAGGCAGCAGUCUCAAUCAAGAUGCAAUGGCAGUAGGCCUACUAUCAAACUAGUUUGUUCGAUUUUCAGCGUUGGUUCGGUCCGACUUAGUUCGAUUGAAUUCGACUUUAGAGUGAAGAUUUUGAAACUGUAUAGGAAAAGCUUUUUUUAGCAUUUUAUUUCAUUAAUUCUUUACAUGAAUCAUGUUUUGUUUUGCACUUAUUCUUCAAGUAGCUCACAAGGAACUUAUGAUAUAUGAUGGUUGAUGGUUACUUUGUUCAUA